This is a messenger RNA of Didymosphaeria variabile, 1395 nucleotides long. RefSeq lists its product as uncharacterized. The record is from RefSeq and is a predicted model, not a curated record. The transcript has 3 exons. NCBI's taxonomy places the organism in Eukaryota, Fungi, Ascomycota, Dothideomycetes, Pleosporales, Didymosphaeriaceae. The coding region runs from base 1 to 1395 and encodes 464 amino acids.
AUGAUUCCGAGCACGACAGCAGGCCUGAAGAUGACCAAAGCAUCCUGGGAUAUCCUCAUCUGUUUGAACUUCGAGGACUAUACCCUCAUCUGCAAGCUAUUGAUGCUCGGGCUGUACCGAGAUUACUGGUUUGAUCCAUCAAGCAUCCUUGUAGAAUGUGUUACUGGCGGCUACCUCGGCUUCAUACCGUCAAGCAAAGCAUUACAAAACACCAGUGGUCUAAGCCAAUUCAAUAACACAAUCGUGCAAACGGAGUCCCGGAACUACGUAUGCGGCCAAAUGGCGAUGGGAGAUCCACUUACGCAGCAUUUCCUUGACGAGCUUGAAAAGCGGACGGAGAGGCUUCUACUUGUAGUCUACGAAGGGACAAACGCAGACGCGACGGUGCACCCCACUGAAGGAGAAUUGAUUAUCAAACGCCAUCGGUCAGCGAAGUCACGUCAAGCCCUAGAUCUCACUGAAUGGACCACUGACACAACUUUGGAAGACAUCAAGAACGACUUACGGUUCCGAAAAAGCUCUAUGUACGAUCCGAUCGUGGUUGACUCAUGGCAGUUCAUCAUUAUCGAUCGAGGCCCUAAUCUGCCAUUUGAGCUGUUCGACAUCAUCGAAGAUAUUCUCUCGAUGCUUCUCGACGAUCCCUCGCCUAGAGAGAUCAUGAAACGAGUCAUUGAAGAAGUGAUACCUCCCGCCGCGCAAGAUUCCUUCCUGGAAAAGAUAGACAUCGACAAAAUCGCCGGCCUGAGCUUUCCUGCUCCACCAGAAGUACAAUAUGAGGGCAACCGACAUAGGAGCCACGAACCAGAUCGUCAGAUCUUGUUAGCGCACCAAACAAAAAUGGUGCAAGAUGGAAGGUCAAGGGAGGCGAAUCGCUUCAUCCGACGUGUUGUCGAUGACAUGGAGCGCUGUGGGAUUAUUAGCCUGGUCAAAGAAUAUGAGUCACCUCAAACGCGCCCAGUAAUUGUUCAGGGCUCUGAUGGCGCCCUCGACCUGUAUUUCCCAUACGAGUUUGGCGGCCUUUCCCCAGACGUCGAGCUCACGCCGAAUCUAUCAUUACCACGGAAGACUUGUCUCGUCGACUUCGUCAAGCAAUUCAAGGACCAACAUCCGACAAGCAUCAUGGCAAAAGCUUUCGAUCGUCCGUGGUCAGCUCACGCAUGGCAAUACUACGCUCAACACUACAUCAACUCCAAGUAUCCCUUCGUCAUGUUCUACCUCACGACUUUCGUGAUAUGUGCUACCGACAUAGACGAUGCCGAAAAGAAGGCGGCUAUUCUGUUCGCAGAGACAGAGAGUAGAGGCUGGAGGAUUGUCUUACCAAAUGCGAGGGACUGGAGGCCCAACAUCAACGAACUAAGGCUGGACAAGCUGUUCGUGGGUGUGGGUCCCAUGUAG